AUGCCUGGAACCAGGUUUAACAACAACAUCAUCUCCACGGCGGUGUCCGUUAGCCAUGUUUAUCUAGAGGGCGACGAGACCGACUAUCUUGGAAAAUGUUUCACCGGAGAGGUGAAAAACGUUCACCUCACGGUUGAGAAUCAAUAUGGCCAAACCUGGGACUUAGUUUGCGAAAUUGCUGAAGAUAUCAACUUCCUCCCCAACGAAGAGGUUGUGCUGUUGGAAGAUCAGAGUAGGCAGUCUUAG
Messenger RNA from Penicillium canariense, 246 nucleotides. RefSeq lists its product as uncharacterized. The record is from RefSeq and is a predicted model, not a curated record. The transcript has a single exon. Lineage: Eukaryota; Fungi; Ascomycota; Eurotiomycetes; Eurotiales; Aspergillaceae. Bases 1 to 246 code for a protein of 81 amino acids.